AUGGGGGGCUUGCUGCCGAAGCCCGUCACAACAAAAGAGAUUCAGGACGGCAAGAGUCAGACGGGCCGCUAUGCCUUUGGUGUGAGCUCCAUGCAAGGAUGGCGUCCCGCCAUGGAGGAUGCUCAUAUGGCCAUUCCAGACUUCGAGCCGGAACGCGAGCUUGCACUCUUCGGGGUCUUUGAUGGCCACGGAGGAGCAGCGGUGGCCAAAGUUGCUGCUGAACGCUUCCCCGAAACUUUGAGGGCGCUCCCCGCUUUUAAGCAGGGGCGCUACUCUGAAGCUUUGUAUGAGUCUUUCUUGAAACUGGAUUCCUUCCUGGACAGUCCCGCUGGCAGAGAAAAGGUGAAGGAAGCCACGCCGCCUCCCCUGGAUUCCGAGAUGGAGGAGGAGGAGCUGCUGCGCCUCCUGGAGUCCGGAGAGCUCGAUGCCGACGACCUUGAGGGUCUUGAGGAGGAGGUGGAAGAGGAGGCUGCAGAAGAAGACGAGGCGGAAGAACCGGCUUCUGGCUCGAGCUCAGAUUGGGCCAAUGCCGAGGGUCCAGACGGGAUGGGAUGCACAGCCGUGGUGGCCCUGGUCUGCGGUGGCAGCAAACCCGAGGUUUUCCCUCCGAGCACUUUGGGAGAUGUCUUGCGGGCUCACGAAAGCUCUGCGGCAGACGUCCUGCAAGACGGCCCCGAAGAAGAGGAGGAAGCCGGUCCUGGCAAGGUGGUCAUCCAGAUCUCCGCCGACGGGGUCCAGAACCUCCCAAGGGAGCUGCAGACACUCCUUGGUUUCAGCGGCUUCUGCAAAGAGUUCCGGACUGGGGCUUCGUCCGAGUCCAGCUGGGAGUUUUCCAAGGAUGCCGUCAUCAGAUUGCAGAACCAGGACCUGUACAAUGACAUUGUGCAGAGACCCUUGGUUCUCUCGGUUCGAGACGCCGCCGCCGAGAACGCCCUCAUAGGCUCCGCGGAGUUGAGCCUGGUCCCCUUGUUGCACAGCGUGACGGAGGUGACGGCCCAAGUGGAGCUCAAGCUGGAACCCGAGUACUACGCCAAGUGGUGGAAAGAUGACGAGGCAGACGACCCCAAGGCCAAGAAGGACAAGAAGGCCCCGCCACCCACGGAAACGCCAAAGGAGCGUGAGCCGCUCUUCGAGGGCGAGACUCCGCCUGUGACGGUGACCAUCCGGGCUGACAUGUUGAUAGGUCCUGAAGAGGACAGAGAUUGCUGGACAACGCUGACUAUGGAUGUGGCAGGUGCAGGGACAAGGGACGACGCCUUCAUCAAGCGUAGCAACGCAGAGACUGGCUCAGAGCAGCGCAAGGCAUCUUCGCCCUUCCAGAAAGCCUGA
Symbiodinium necroappetens is the source of this 1329-nucleotide messenger RNA. NCBI's taxonomy places the organism in Eukaryota, Dinophyceae, Suessiales, Symbiodiniaceae. The record is from the annotation of a GenBank genome assembly.